Labeo rohita (rohu) is the source of this 1014-nucleotide messenger RNA. RefSeq names its product RIMS-binding protein 2-like. Gene Ontology annotation, biological process: neuromuscular synaptic transmission. The transcript has 5 exons. The record is from RefSeq and is a predicted model, not a curated record. Lineage: Eukaryota; Metazoa; Chordata; Actinopteri; Cypriniformes; Cyprinidae. Gene Ontology annotation, molecular function: protein binding. Bases 133 to 744 code for a protein of 203 amino acids.
UGAGGCAGAUUAGCCUGGCUACCGCUCUUAAUGCUAAAGCUAUAGUGAGCAUAUGGGUGUUUGCUAACCACCUGUCUGCCUACUGAGGGGAUAUCAGUUGGACAGUCGCAGGCGUAGAGGAAGAAGACUGGAAUGAAUGGGCUGGAUGUCUAUCUAUAUCCAGAUGGUCUUAGAGUUGCUACACCAGAAGAUAUAGAGAACUGGGAAUCCGAGAGGGAAAUGUUUGACCCAAAUGUGCGUCUCUUUGUGGCUCUGUUCUCUUACAACCCUGCGGUGAUGUCUCCAAACCCUGAAAGCAUGGAAGAGGAACUGCCUUUUGAACAAGGACAGAUCAUUAAAGUAUAUGGGGAUAAAGAUGCUGACGGCUUCUAUAGCGGCGAAACGGGUGGUCGCUUCGGUUUUGUACCGAGCAACAUGGUUUCUGAGAUUCCUGUGGAGGACGGAGAGCUUAAACUUCGAUUGUUCCAGCAGGGGUUUUUGCCAGAGGAGACGCCUUCCAUAGCCCCCAGCGAAACUUCUAGUGUGCCAGAUGGUGUCAAAGUCCACAGGAUGGUGGCCAUCUUUGAUUAUGAUCCUUGGGAAAGUUCUCCAAAUAUGGACAUUGAGGAUGAGCUUCCCUUUCGUGCAGGAGAUAUUAUAUACGUUUUUGGAGAAAUGGACAGCGAUGGAUUUUAUUACGGAGAUCUACAUGGUUAUCGAGGUCUUGUGCCAUCAAACUUUUUGCAACCACUGCCUUGGGACUGAAGGAAAUGAGCAACCAUAAAUCAGGAACAGGAGAAUGACGUCAGGUUGUGAAUUCAGCUCCAGCUCCAAUCUAGCUUUUUGUUCGUUUUUUUUAAAACCAUAUAACGUGUCUUGUUUCCUGUAAUGUACAUGACGUAUUGUCUCAUGUGUCUCUAAAUGCACUUGACCUUUCCUUUAUGCGUGCACUACGCUUAACAUUAUUUAAAUACGUAAAAGGAAAUUAACUUCUAAUUAAUACAAGAGCUUUUGGAAGCACCUAGUGCAUUAUAG